Fraxinus pennsylvanica is the source of this 498-nucleotide messenger RNA. The record is from the annotation of a GenBank genome assembly. Lineage: Eukaryota; Viridiplantae; Streptophyta; Magnoliopsida; Lamiales; Oleaceae.
AUGGAGCAUGCCACGGUGCAUGGUGUUGGUAAAGUGGUGACUCUUCUAAGGUCUAAAGGUCACCGAGUCACAGCCCUUGACAUGGCAGCUGCAGGCGUUCAUCCUAAGCGUUUGGAGGAACUGACCUCCUUCUCCGACUACUGCAACCCUUUGCUGGAAUUUUUGGCGGCUUUGACGUCAGAGGAGAGGGUGAUUCUGGUUGGCCAUAGCCUUGGUGGACUUUGCAUAUCUCUUGCCAUGGAAAGGUUCCAUCAGAAAAUUAAAGUUGCUGUUUUUGUCACAUCCGUCAUGCCUGGUCCUGAUAUUGACAGUCGUCCCAUUCAUCAAGAGUUCCCCAAACAGCUGGAUUACAUGGAUAUCCAAUUAACAUUUGGAAAUGGAGUGGACAAACCUCCCACCUCCCUCCUCUUUGGCCCCAAGAUUUUAUCUAGUCAGUUAUAUCAGUUGUCCCCUCCCGAGGUUAGAACACCAACAAUUACUAAAUUAUGGUGCAUUUGA